Spathaspora passalidarum NRRL Y-27907 is the source of this 969-nucleotide messenger RNA. RefSeq names its product rRNA methyltransferase (gene NOP1). The transcript has a single exon. The record is from RefSeq and is a predicted model, not a curated record. Gene Ontology annotation, cellular component: box C/D methylation guide snoRNP complex; small-subunit processome; nucleolus. Gene Ontology annotation, molecular function: rRNA methyltransferase activity; histone H2AQ104 methyltransferase activity; RNA binding. Gene Ontology annotation, biological process: box C/D sno(s)RNA 3'-end processing; rRNA methylation. Lineage: Eukaryota; Fungi; Ascomycota; Pichiomycetes; Serinales; Debaryomycetaceae. The coding region runs from base 1 to 969 and encodes 322 amino acids.
AUGUCUUUUGCUCCAAGAGGAAGAGGUGGUGCCCGUGGUGGAUCUAGAGGUGGAUUCGGUGGUGGUGCCCGUGGUGGCCGUGGUGGUGGCCGUGGUGGAUUCGGUGGUGGUCGUGGUGGAUUCGGUGGUGGCCGUGGUGGUGCCAGAGGAGGUGCCAGAGGUGGUGCUCGUGGUGGUGCCAGAGGUGGUGCCCGUGGUGGAAGAGGUGGUGCCCGUGGUGGUGCUCGUGGUGGUGCCAAGGUUGUCAUUGAACCACACAGACAUGCCGGUGUCUUCAUUGCUAGAGGUAAGGAAGAUUUAUUAGUCACCAGAAACAUGGCCCCAGGUGAAUCCGUUUACGGUGAAAAGAGAAUUACCGUUGAAGAACCAGCCAAGGAAGAAGGUGCUGCUCCAACCAAGAUCGAAUACCGUGUUUGGAACCCUUUCAGAUCUAAGUUGGCUGCCGGUAUCAUGGGUGGUAUUGAUGAAUUAGGUAUUGCUCCAGGUAAGAAGGUCUUGUAUUUGGGUGCUGCUUCCGGUACUUCUGUUUCCCACGUUUCUGAUGUCGUUGGUCCAGAAGGUUUAGUUUACGCUGUCGAAUUCUCUCACAGACCAGGUAGAGAAUUGAUCGGUAUGGCCAAGAAGAGACCUAAUGUCAUUCCAAUCAUUGAUGAUGCUCGUCACCCUCAAAAAUACAGAAUGUUGUUAGGUAUGGUCGACUGUGUCUUUGCCGAUGUUGCCCAACCAGAUCAAGCCCGUAUUAUUGCAUUAAACUCCCAUUUGUUCUUAAAGGAUGGCGGUGUUGUUGUUAUUUCCAUCAAGGCUAACUGUAUUGAUUCUACCGUUGAUGCUGAAACCGUCUUCGCUAGAGAAGUUCAAAAAUUGAGAGAAGAAAGAAUCAAGCCUUUGGAACAAUUAACCUUAGAACCUUAUGAAAGAGACCAUUGUAUCGUCGUUGGUCGUUACAUGAGAAGUGGAUUAAAGAAGUAA